Molecule: messenger RNA, 873 nt
Organism: Aricia agestis (brown argus)
Lineage: Eukaryota; Metazoa; Arthropoda; Insecta; Lepidoptera; Lycaenidae
Gene: Fkbp12
Product: peptidyl-prolyl cis-trans isomerase FKBP1A-like
Exons: 3
Coding region: 121-447 (108 amino acids)
Molecular function (GO): peptidyl-prolyl cis-trans isomerase activity
Source: RefSeq, a predicted model, not a curated record
CAAAGACGCCAUUGAUCAAAAUCGGAUUGCGGGCAAAAUUGCGGGUUGCGGUGCGGUUUUAGUUUAACUCAAUACACUAGCAAUCGAUUCUAAUAUUUGUUCAACAAUUACGAUCUAAUAAUGGGUGUGGAUGUAGAAACUAUCACAGCCGGAGACGGUUCAACCUACCCCAAGAAAGGUCAAACAGUAGUUGUACACUACACUGGUACUCUCACCAAUGGCAAGAAGUUUGACUCCUCCCGCGACCGUGGCAAGCCCUUCAAGUUCAGGAUUGGAAAGGGCGAAGUUAUCAAGGGCUGGGACGAGGGUGUUGCUCAGAUGUCCGUCGGUGAGAGAGCAAAAUUAACUUGCAGCCCCGAUUAUGCGUACGGCCAACAAGGACAUCCCGGAGUCAUCCCACCCAACUCUACCCUAAUCUUUGAUGUAGAACUCAUCCGUCUUGAAUAAGAGUCACAAUUUCAUCAUAUUAGGUUUAGUUCAAUAACAACUAGAUGUCUUAAGUUUGUAACAUUAAGGUUAAGGUAUGUGGUGACCAUUCAAAAGUUAAUAAAUUAACACUUUAACUCCCAAGCCACAUGUGGCCGCGAGAACAAUAGAUUUCCAAGAAUCCGCAAUCGAAGGAAUAAUUUUCUUUUAAGACUCCAACAAUUUUAUACAAUAGGAAUGUUAUGCAAAGGAAUUGAAAUGAGCAUUUUAUAGUAAAAUCAUUCCACAUGCAUUUUUAAGUCAAUUAAACUUAAUUUUUAUAUAUUUUAUUAAACACAAACUAAACCAAGAGCAAUGAAAUUUAUACUUUAUUCUGUAAUGUUUUUACCAAAUGGUAGUCGUUUAUUAAAAGCUUUACUGUAAAAUUUAAUAAACCCUCUGCAACUA